CGCGUUCGUUAUCGCAGCAGUGGCGCGUUUAGUCUUAUUAUGGCUCGAUCUGUAAGAACGCCAACAACAUCGUCGUCGUCGUCGCGAUCAUUAUCGUGCGCGUCACCGUCGUCUUUACACUCGUUAUUAUCAUUAUCGUUCACAUCUUCCUUAUCCCGCCCCUCUUCCCGCAGUUCACUAGCCACCGCCGCUCGUAACAAUGCCGUUGUUUGUCGCGGUCUUUUUGCCACACUCGUUAUACUGCUGCGCAUGUCAGCGCUAACGUUAGCGAUGACAGAUCAUCUAACGGUGCAGACGACCAGUGGGCCGGUACGCGGUCGUUCGGUUACAGUACAGGGCCGUGAUGUACACGUCUUUACCGGUAUACCGUAUGCCAAGCCACCGGUUGAUGAAUUACGCUUUCGCAAACCUGUACCUGCAGAACCGUGGCACGGUGUCCUAGAUGCAACACGACUGCCAGCAACAUGUGUACAGGAGAGGUAUGAAUACUUCCCUGGCUUUUCCGGUGAAGAGAUAUGGAAUCCUAACACAAAUGUAUCUGAAGAUUGUUUGUUUAUGAAUAUCUGGGCUCCAGCGAAGGCAAGAUUACGACAUGGCCGUGGAACCAAUGGUGGUGAGCAUUCAUCUAAAACCGAUCAGGAUCAUUUAAUACAUAGUGCAACGCCACAGAAUACCACAAACGGUUUGCCUAUAUUAAUAUGGAUUUAUGGCGGUGGUUUUAUGACCGGUUCAGCCACCUUGGACAUUUACAACGCUGAGAUAAUGUCGGCCGUGGGCAAUGUGAUCGUAGCCUCGUUUCAGUAUCGUGUCGGAGCAUUUGGUUUUCUACAUCUUUCACCGGUUAUGCCAGGUUUUGAAGAAGAAGCACCGGGUAAUGUUGGCCUCUGGGAUCAAGCAUUGGCCUUGCGUUGGCUAAAGGAGAACGCCCGGGCAUUUGGCGGUAAUCCUGAAUGGAUGACGCUGUUUGGUGAAUCGGCUGGUUCGAGUUCCGUUAAUGCUCAACUAAUGUCACCGGUAACACGUGGCUUGGUCAAGCGUGGCAUGAUGCAAUCGGGUACCAUGAAUGCACCAUGGAGCCAUAUGACAUCGGAAAAGGCGGUGGAAAUUGGUAAAGCUUUGGUAAAUGACUGUAACUGUAAUGCUUCAUUGUUACCGGAAAAUCCUCAAGCUGUCAUGGCGUGCAUGCGACAAGUUGAUGCGAAAACAAUUUCCGUACAACAAUGGAAUUCCUAUUCAGGAAUUUUAAGUUUUCCCUCUGCCCCAACCAUUGAUGGAGCAUUUUUACCAGCUGAUCCAAUGACAUUACUAAAAUCUGCUGAUCUUACCGGUUAUGAUAUUCUAAUUGGAAAUGUCAAAGAUGAAGGUACAUAUUUUCUACUCUAUGACUUUAUCGAUUAUUUCGAUAAGGAUGAUGCGACAUCAUUGCCACGUGACAAAUACCUAGAAAUCAUGAAUAAUAUUUUCCAAAAAGCCAGUCAAGCGGAACGAGAAGCAAUUAUCUUCCAGUACACAAGUUGGGAAGGUAAUCCCGGAUACCAAAAUCAACAACAAAUCGGACGAGCUGUUGGUGAUCACUUCUUUACGUGUCCCACAAAUGAAUAUGCUCAGGCAUUGGCCGAACGAGGUGCUUCAGUACAUUAUUACUAUUUUACACAUCGCACCAGUACCUCAUUAUGGGGUGAAUGGAUGGGUGUCUUGCACGGCGACGAAAUUGAAUAUUUCUUCGGUCAACCAUUGAAUAAUUCACUGCAAUAUCGACCUGUGGAACGAGAAUUAGGCAAACGUAUGCUCAAUUCAGUGAUUGAAUUUGCCAAAACAGGCAACCCAGCCGUUGAUGGUGAGGAAUGGCCCAACUUCUCCAAGGAAGAUCCCGUUUACUAUGUCUUCAGUACAGAUGAAAAAAUUGAAAAACUACAAAGAGGUCCAUUGGCCAAACGCUGCUCAUUCUGGAAUGAUUAUCUGCCGAAAGUUAGAAGUUGGAUUGGUUCCGAAUGUGACACAAAUAGCUCAACAUCCGCUUCCGCUGCUAUCUAUGACAUCAAGAUGCAACAACAGCUGACAUUACUGGCCGUGGCAAUAAUGCUGGCAAUGGUCAAUAGCAUUUUCCAAUAA
Messenger RNA from Musca vetustissima, 2112 nucleotides. Its product is annotated as acetylcholinesterase. NCBI's taxonomy places the organism in Eukaryota, Metazoa, Arthropoda, Insecta, Diptera, Muscidae. The record is from RefSeq and is a predicted model, not a curated record. The coding region runs from base 40 to 2112 and encodes 690 amino acids. Gene Ontology annotation, molecular function: acetylcholinesterase activity. The transcript has 9 exons. Gene Ontology annotation, cellular component: plasma membrane. Gene Ontology annotation, biological process: choline metabolic process; acetylcholine catabolic process in synaptic cleft.